GCAGAGGAUCGGGUCUGGGAACGCCAGCCGACCUUGGGACGGAAUCUAGGAUAAUUGAUGAGGGAAGACUCUGCCGUGAUUUCUCCAUAUAUCUGACCAUCGGAAUUUGUUUCCCUGCACUUCGGCUCCGGAGUCCGCAGACAAAUUGCAGGUCACAGGGACCAGCGGCCGCUUGAGUGUCAGCCUACUCCGAGAGGAGCAGUAGAUUCGACCGGCCCCGAUCUUCUCCAACCCGCCAAACUUACCCCCUCCUUUCCCCCAUUUGAAUCGCCUGCGGCUGCUUCAUAGCAUAGAUUCUAUUUUCAGACGAUAAGGCGGAGAGAACCCUGGAAAGUAGAUGACAGCGCCCCAUGCUAGGCGAUGAGCACCUUCGUUGCACAAUGAAAAGGAGUCACCCUCACUUUGAAGCCAAUGGCGAGGCUUCCUCGGGGUCGUCCCCCCGGGGCGCCCUCCAGCAAUCUCAGUCGGAGAAUGACGCACGUCAGAGCCCGCAUCAUGUCCCAAAGAUAUCACGAAGGAUACGUGCUUGCACGGAGUGCAAGCGGCAUAAGGUCCGAUGUGAUAUGAGUGCGGGGGAGACUAUUUGUCAACGAUGUCGCCGGAUGGGCUUAGAGUGCGUCGUCAACAAAAGCCUCCAGACAUUGCUUGACGACGAAGCAGAGUGGAAGUCGACUAUUGAGCUUGCCAUGGCCGAUUUACUUCGAAAAGCUCAAUUACCUGAGUUGUCGUACUACCAAGCGUUCGGAAGGUCGGCUGAACUGCCUCCUAGAAAGAGAGGUCGCAAAGAGUCAACGGCGUCAAUAGAGGAUACCCCUCCGAAUAUGGGUCAUAGACCGACGCAGUCAACUGAUAUCGCAGCCCACGCUGGUGCUGAGAAACCGAACCCGCCUACAACCACCUUGCAACCACAACAACGACAACAACAGCCACCACCACCGCAAUAUGCUAUUGAUAAGGAAGAGAAUGGUGCAACGUCAUUGGUUACUGCUCCGAUGGGAAGUUUGUAUGAAGUGACUCAGCUGAGUGAUAUCCGGGCUAGUUCUCCUGAACGACAGCAUGCGCAUGAUCUCGUAACGGAUUUUGUUUCUCGCGGAGCAGUGGAUCUACAAGAAGCAGAGGAAUUGUUUGAUCAUUUCGACCGCGUCCUGAACCGCUAUCUAUGGGAUGGUAUAUUGUUGGUGCAUAAGGAUCUCACAUCUUUGCGGAACUCAUCUUCUAUGCUCUCUGCUGCCAUCUUCGCCGUAACCGCUCUCCACCUGCCUAAUAAAGAGCGGACUUUCGAUACAUGUUAUACCGAGUUCGCAAAGUUGGCAUCGGAAUCGAUGCUCGACAGGCAUCAUACUUUAGAUGAUCUGCGCGCAUUGUGUAUAGGGGCAUUCUGGCUCGCCGAUGUAAGCUGGAAGCUGUCAGGGUAUGCAGUGCGGAUUGCGACGGAACGUAACCUCCAUCAAGCCUACCGAAGAGCCACGCUGGGUUCUCCGGAACACAAAGAACAGGCUAGGCUUUGGUAUCUCCUCUAUACUUUAGAACAUCACUUCUCUAUUGCCUACGGGCGUCCACCUAUAAUCCACGAAGACUACAGCAUCACAAAUCAUCACACCUUUAUACUCUCCCCAUCGGUAUCACAGUCUGACCUCCGCCUACACAGCCAGGUGGAUUUGUUCAUUAUACUCACUAGGAUAUACCAUGCCUUCGGCCCCGACGUUGACCUAGAGGUUCCAGAAAGUGAAUUUUCUACGAUAGACAAAUUUGACGCUGACCUCGGGGAUUGGCGAUCCGCAUGGCUACCACGUUUAGCUGGAAGUCGGUAUGUUGGUGCGUACCCUUACAAAGCUGUAUUCUUACACUAUAAUUUCUGCCGCUUGCAGCUAAAUUCUGUCGCGCUGCGAACCUAUCACUCUUCGACUUCGACGCGUCCCAUGUCUACUGAAAGGAAAAAGCGCGCAAAUAUAGCUAUUGAAUCAGCGAUCGGAACACUCAUGGUAGUCUUGGAUGAACCUGACAUACAACGAGCUUUGGUUGGUGUUCCGCUGUACCUCCACAGUAUGAUCACAUUUGCGGCCGUCUUCCUUUUGAAGAUUGCUGCUAAGGGCUGCUCGAGUGCUACCCAGAGCGGCCAAAGCCAGCAAAAUUCGAUUGCGUCCGCGGGCCUCCAUAUCGACGUGUCAUAUGUGCGUUCUUUGGUCGGCCGAAUCAUUGAGCUGAUGGUGUCAUGUAGCAAGCGAGCUAGUGAGCGCCAUCUCAGCCAUCAUAUAUCUCGUGGCUUAAGGAAAAUGCUCACGGGACUUGAGGAAUGGGAAAAGCGAACCUGCGGCUCACAACAGCCCUCUGGACACAGGCCCCGUGAUAAUGCUUCAAUGUUCAAACCUGUAAUAAUUCCUGGAGCGGAACCAUUAGGCGAGCGUGACACGAUCUUGAAUCACCCACCUCCCCUCUUAGGGGUUGCUCCUUUAUCUGCGGAGAGAGGCAAUGGAUUCGAAUCCGAAAUGAAGCAACAAAACGGACUUUCUGAGGGUUCCGUGGAUCCCAUGAUGGUUGACCUGUGGGGAUUUGAUGAAGAAUACUUCCCCACUGGAGUGUUCGAUUUUCUUCAAUCCCAGAUGCCUGCUUGAUAGCCUUGUCAUAUCUUCUGGAUCAUGGCAGAACCCCCGGAUUGAGGGGAACCUAGAGGUUGACAUCAGGUCAUUGUCUCGUGUGCUCUCCCUCCUCCGAACACAAGUCGGAUAUGGCCCAGUUUCAUAAAGGAACCCCUUGGUCGGAUCUUAUUGGACUGCCGUUGUUGCACCAGUAUUCACUUGGGAACCCAAUUACGUACUGGAAAAGAUCCUGGGCGAAAGGCGAUGCGUGGGUGCCCUGUGUGGCGGCUAUCAUGCAUGUAUACUGUAAAGCCUUCACUGACCGUCCUCAUUUCAUCAAGUGCCGGCAAUGCGCCGCGCCUUGAGGUGAACAGCCCGGCCCAUAUUGCUCAGUUCCGCCUAGGGCAAUGUAAUGCGGCGGCCUUUUGGGGGUGGGGUAAUAGUAUUGUGGAUUUACCCAUUACGAUUGUACGGUACUAUACUGAUAGAAAUUUAAUGAUUGUAAAAUCCAU
Messenger RNA from Aspergillus versicolor CBS 583.65, 3088 nucleotides. RefSeq lists its product as uncharacterized. The transcript has 4 exons. Gene Ontology annotation, molecular function: DNA binding; DNA-binding transcription factor activity, RNA polymerase II-specific; zinc ion binding. Gene Ontology annotation, biological process: DNA-templated transcription; regulation of DNA-templated transcription. NCBI's taxonomy places the organism in Eukaryota, Fungi, Ascomycota, Eurotiomycetes, Eurotiales, Aspergillaceae. The record is from RefSeq and is a predicted model, not a curated record. The coding region runs from base 381 to 2612 and encodes 743 amino acids.